UUGAAAGGCAAAAUCAUACUCCUUAUUCCGAAAAUAUAAUUGUAAAAAUUAAAUAUGAACUAUUUUUAAGGAUCGAGGGGAAUAAUAAUUAGAAAUCAGUGGUCUUAAUAUACACGGCACGGUUUAAUGGAUACAUAACUGACCACAUUUUUGUUAGUUCAGUUGGAGUACUAUGUUGAAUGAGCAGAUUACAAAAUAUAAAAAUGCAAAAAUCAGAGGGGUUGGUGGUGAAAGGGAUUUUCUCUUCUUUGGCCCAACUACUACUACUGGCUACACCAAAAACAAUAAUCAGAAGAGAUCUCUAUGAAUUCUGGUUGCAAUUUGGUUCGAACAAAGUUCCCAUCUUCUUAAACGCUCCCGCAAUUCCUCAAGGAUCCCUGGAGCUUCAAAAUGGCUGGUGCUGUUGCUUUGGACCCUGCGGUAUUCAUUUGUAGUCAUUAUGGAGGUAGAGGUGGAGGUGGAAGGAAUUUUGCUUUCCAUAAAAAAUGUGAUUUUGCUAGGUUGAGGUCAAUGUCAGGAUAUCUUGCACCUGACAAACCGCUGGGCGAAAAAAUGAAUUCGACCAAGUUUCCAGCUUUCACGUCAAGUUCUAGUUCGUCAGUUCAAUAUCCGCUAUUGUCCUCAUUGAAUGAAGCCGGCGGUGGUUCUUUUCAAAGGAAAGAAAAUGAAUCUGUUUUGAUAUUAAUCAGACAUGGAGAGUCCAUGUGGAAUGAGAAAAAUCUGUUUACUGGUUGCGUUGAUGUGCCAUUGACGGAGAAAGGAGUAGAAGAAGCUAUAGAAGCUGGUAAGAGAAUAAAAAACAUGCCUCUAGACAUUGUCUAUACUUCAGCUUUAGUUCGUUCUCAAAUGACUGCUAUGCUUGCUCUAACGGAGCAUCACUGUAUGAAGGUUCCUAUCAUUCUUCACAAUGAGAACGAAGAAUCUAGAAUAUGGAGUAAAAUUCACAGCGAAGAUACCAAGAAGCAAACAAUUCCUGUUGUCAAAGCAUGGCAGCUGAAUGAAAGAAUGUAUGGUGAUCUGCAGGGUUUUAAUAAGAAGGCAACUGCUGACUUAUAUGGGAAAGAUCAAGUUCAGAAAUGGCGUAGAAGUUAUGAUGUUCGACCCCCUAAUGGUGAGAGCUUAGAAAUGUGCUUGGGUAGAGCAGUUGCUUUCUUCAAAGAGCAGAUUGAACCACAACUUAUGAUAGGAAAGCAUAUAAUGGUUGUAGCUCAUGCAAAUUCCCUGAGAUCCAUAAUCAUGUAUCUUGAUAAAUUAAGUUCUCAGGAGGUCAUUGACUUAGAAUUAUCUACUGGCGUACCUAUGCUAUACAUAUAUAAACAAGGAAAUUUUAUCAGGAGAGGUAGUCCGUUGGGAUCUACAGAGGCUGGUGUUUAUGCUUAUACGGAGAGCUUGGCCUUGUAUAGACAGCAGUUAGAUGAAGUAUCUCAGUAAUUUGUUUCGUAAGAGACGGAGAAGCUUCUGUAAGAUUCUCCCACUGCUUCACAAUUACGCUGCGAAAUCUUCGCCAGAUGAACGAGACACGACUAGUAAACGCUGAAUUGUAUACAAUAAGUAGGAUAACAGAUGAUAUUUGAUGAAUGCCAUUUGGAUGGGGCUGUUUUACUAGGCUUCCUUGAUGGAUUUCAGUUUUUUUGGAAGGGUGAUGGGUUUCAGUUGUUUGUUCGUUCUUCUGGUUUCGGCCGAUUUAUUAUUAUUACUACUAUUGUUCCACAAAAAUAGUUCAUAUUAAGUUUUCAAAUUUAUACUAAAAACAGUACAAAACUUAAAAUUUAAUGUGGACUAUUUUUGUGGGACGGAGAGAGUAUUAUUUUUUCUUUCUUAGAAGGCAUCUUAUAUAGUAGAGUAUUUCUUCCAUUCCAAAAUAAGUGUCAUCGUACACUUUGCACAUAAUUUAAGAAAUUCUUAAAUAGGGUAAUAAAA
Messenger RNA from Oldenlandia corymbosa var. corymbosa, 1920 nucleotides. Lineage: Eukaryota; Viridiplantae; Streptophyta; Magnoliopsida; Gentianales; Rubiaceae. The record is from the annotation of a GenBank genome assembly.